Messenger RNA from Apis laboriosa (Himalayan honeybee), 1013 nucleotides. It is a transcript of the gene colt, whose product is annotated as congested-like trachea protein. The record is from RefSeq and is a predicted model, not a curated record. Gene Ontology annotation, biological process: carnitine transmembrane transport; mitochondrial transport. Lineage: Eukaryota; Metazoa; Arthropoda; Insecta; Hymenoptera; Apidae. Gene Ontology annotation, molecular function: O-acyl-L-carnitine transmembrane transporter activity. Gene Ontology annotation, cellular component: mitochondrial envelope. The coding region runs from base 252 to 1013 and encodes 253 amino acids. The transcript has 6 exons.
GUUUUAUCUUCAAGUAAAAUUUGUUAAUUAUAUUACCAUUCAGAUGUCAGAAAAAGAAAGUCUUAUCAAAUAUUUUCUCAGUGGCGGUUUUGGUGGAAUAUGUACUGUUAUAGUGGGUCAUCCUUUAGACACGAUAAAACUGCACCUAAUCUAAUUGUAAGUAGGAUUAUUAAGUCCUACUUAGGAUUGAACUGUCUUUUUCUGAAGAGGAGUGGCCCUAAUAAUGGAUAUGUUAGGUUCGUCUUCAAACUAUGCCUAUACCAGGCCCAAACGGAGUGCUUUUAUAUAAUGGAACUAUAGAUUGUGCUAAGAAAACAAUUGCAAAAGAAGGAAUACGUGGAUUAUAUAAGGGUAUGGGUGCACCUUUAUGUGGUGUGGCUCCAAUAUUUGCUAUAAGUUUUUAUGGAUUUGGAUUGGGCAAACAAUUAGUACAAAGAAAUAAUGAGGAAUUAACUCCUUUUCAACUGUUUUAUGCUGGUGCAUUUAGUGGUAUCUUUACAACUAUUAUAAUGGCUCCUGGUGAAAGAAUAAAAUGUCUCUUACAAACACAACAAGGUAUAAAAUCUAAAUAUAGUGGUCCAAUUGAUUGUAUGAAACAACUUUAUAAGGAAGGAGGGAUUAAAAGUAUUUAUAAAGGUACCUGUGCUACUCUUUUAAGAGAUGUUCCUGCCAGUGGAAUGUAUUUUAUGACAUAUGAGUGUUUAAAAAAGUGGAUGUCUUCUGAAGAAGGUAAACUAGGAAUACUUCAAACAAUUAUGGCUGGUGGUUUUGCUGGUAUUACAAAUUGGAUUGUUGGAAUGCCACCUGAUGUAUUAAAAAGUCGUUUACAAAGUGCUCCAGAUAGUACUUUUAAAAACGGAAUUCGAGAUGUUUUUAUAAUUUUAAUGAAAGAAGAAGGACCAAAGGCAUUAUAUAAAGGAUGUGUGCCUGUGAUGCUUCGUGCAUUUCCAGCAAAUGCAGCAUGUUUUCUUGGAUUUGAGAUUGCUAUGAAUUUCUUGAAUUGGGUACUGUGA